AUGAAGUGCUUCAAGAUCCUCCUGCUGGUAUCCCUCAUCCCUCUCGUGCUCAGGGGAGUCUCGCUUCUGGGCAACGUCAUUCCAGCAUCGCCUGAGCAGCCGUCCAGCUCCAGCUCCAGCUCCGACAACGGCGCGAGCGUUUCUUCAGCUUCACGGGUGGGCCGUGGCCACCUCUCCGGCGGCUUCACCCAGCGGCGGUUCAGCGGCGACUUCAGGGACGACAAGAGGUUCUCCCCGACCGGACCCAACCCGCUACACAACUUGUGA
Miscanthus lutarioriparius is the source of this 267-nucleotide messenger RNA. NCBI's taxonomy places the organism in Eukaryota, Viridiplantae, Streptophyta, Magnoliopsida, Poales, Poaceae. The record is from the annotation of a GenBank genome assembly.